AUGACGACAGAGGGCGAACAACGAACGAUUUGUGGAGUUUCCGAGGAGGACCCGUACGAAGGUGGCCACGGUAACGCGAGCUCCACCUGCCGGAUUCCGCGGCGGCGUGACCCCAUCGAAGACGUUCGAUGCCCCACGGGAAGGACUGAGCAGAAGCAUUUCUCGACUCCGCCUUACAGGGUGCCCGCUAACGAGGAUGACAUUAUUCAAGAGAUCUACGCCAAUGGUCCUGUCCAAGCACUGAUCCUGGUGAAGGAGGACUUCUUCUUGUACCGUUCGGGUGUCUACAAGAUUAUGCGCAUCUCUGAGACCCUGCCUUCCGAGUUCCGCAGGAGCGGAUGGCAUUCGGUCAGCAUUCUCGGAUGGGGCGUCGACAGGUCUCAAUACAGGCCGAUCAAGAACUGGCUCUGCGCCAACUCAUGGGGCCACGGCUGGGGCGAGAAUGGCUACUUCCGCAUCGUGCGGGGCGAAGACGAGAGCCAGAUCGAGUCCUUUGUGCUGGCCGUGUGGGGAUGAAGUUACGCCUCCUACUACCGCCAGCAGGCGGCGCAGCAACGAGAAAGAAAGUACGAGGGAUACGCUGAAAGCGACCCUGGCUACCCCGGU
Messenger RNA from Rhipicephalus microplus (southern cattle tick), 606 nucleotides. RefSeq names its product putative peptidase C1-like protein F26E4.3. Lineage: Eukaryota; Metazoa; Arthropoda; Arachnida; Ixodida; Ixodidae. Gene Ontology annotation, molecular function: cysteine-type peptidase activity. Gene Ontology annotation, biological process: proteolysis. The record is from RefSeq and is a predicted model, not a curated record.